CGUUCGUCGUGAAACGUCAAUUUUAUUCAACGUUACAAAAUUAAAAAAAAAACAAAAAUUUAAUAAUAGUUUAAAAAUUUCUAUAGAAAAAAAAAUUGAUUUUUUUUUUUCAAACAAAUAUAAAAAUGACUAAGACAGAAGAAAAUCAACCGUUAAUUAAAGCCGAUUCAACAGCAACUACUAGUUCAGUACCUCGAACAUAUGAUGCAGUUGCAUAUCGGGGCUGUAAUGGAAAUCAACAAGUCGAAACUUAUGGUAAAACUAUUGAAAAUAUAUUACGAAUGGAUCCAGUGGUUUCUUCAAGAACAGAAGUUGAAGUUAUACUGGAUUGUUCGGAUAAAAUUACAUAUACAUGGAGUGAUGUAAAUGUGUACUGUACGGCACGAAAUACUCGAGCUUGGGAUCGUUUUUAUCGCAGAAGAAAACCCGUCGAACAGAAACAUAUAUUGAAGGAUGUAUCAGGAGUAGCAUAUCCAGGUGAAUUACUAGUAAUAAUGGGAUCAUCUGGAGCUGGGAAAACGACACUACUAAAUGCACUGACCUUUAGAUCCGGUGGAGGUAUUACGGUGUCAGGAACGAUGGCUGCAAAUGGUCGGAGAGUGACAUCAAGAGUGCUUACAUCAAGGACUGCAUACGUACAGCAAGAUGAUUUAUUUGUCGGGACUUUAACUGUUGAAGAGCACCUUCUGUUUCAAGCAAUGGUGCGAAUGGAUCGGCAUAUACCCUAUAAACAAAGAGUUGAGAGGGUUAAUGAUGUUAUAUCGGAACUUGCCUUGACAAAGUGCCGAAAGACCAUUAUUGGAGUACCUGGGAGAGUAAAAGGUCUCUCAGGUGGAGAAAUGAAACGGCUUUCUUUUGCGUCUGAAGUUCUUACAAAUCCACCGUUAAUGUUUUGCGAUGAACCUACAUCAGGUCUUGAUUCUUUUAUGGCUCAUCAAGUGGUGUCUGUUUUGAAAGCGCUAGCUGCACAAGGCAAAACAAUAAUUGCUACUCUCCAUCAACCGUCUUCUGAACUAUUUGCUCUUUUUGAUAGAAUAUUACUGAUGGCAGAGGGACGAGUGGCUUUUAUGGGGACCGCUGAACAAGCUUUUACAUUUUUUAAAUCUAUGGGAGCUGUAUGUCCAAGUAAUUACAAUCCCGCAGAUUAUUUUGUUCAGGUUUUAGCGGUAGUUGCGGGACGAGAAGUUGAAUGUAGGCAUACAAUAAAUACUGUGUGUGAUACAUUCCAACGGAGUGAUAAUGGAAUGAAAAUAGCACUUGAGGCUGAAAAUAUUCAGGGUGAAUUUCAAGAUUCAUUGAAGCUUGCAAAGUCUAAUAAGAAAAAAAAUAACAAUAGAUCACCAUUCAAAGCGUCUUGGUGUGAACAAUUUCGAGCCGUUUUAUGGCGAUCGUGGUUAUCUGUUAUCAAAGAACCUAUUCUUAUUAAAGUACGGCUGCUUCAAACUCUAAUGGUUUCACUUUUAAUUGGAAUCAUUUAUUACGGCCAAAAAUUAGAUCAAGACGGUGUAAUGAAUAUUAAUGGUGCACUAUUUAUUUUUCUUACAAAUAUGACUUUUCAAAAUGUUUUUGCAGUAAUUACGGUUUUCUGUGCAGAACUUCCUAUAUUCUUACGCGAACAUCGUAACGGAAUGUAUAGGACUGAAAUAUAUUUUAUUUGUAAAACACUAGCAGAAGCACCUAUUUUUAUAGCUGUACCAUUGCUAUUUACGUCAAUUGUUUACCCAUUGAUUGGAUUAUAUCCAGGAGUUGAUCACUUUUUGAUAACAGCUGGUGUUAUGACACUUGUAGCUAAUGUUGCUACUUCCUUUGGAUACUUCAUUUCUUGUGUAAGUACCAAUAUUUCAAUGGCUUUAUCAAUUGGACCACCAGUUAUUAUUCCAUUUUUACUUUUCGGAGGUUUUUUCUUAAACACCGCAUCUGUACCAUCAUACUUUGAGUGGUUCUCAUUUCUCUCAUGGUUUCGUUAUGGUAACGAGGCACUUCUAAUAAACCAGUGGUCUGAGGUUGAAACGAUUGCUUGCACACGGAGUAACGCAACUUGCCCUAAAAGUGGUCUUAUGGUUCUGCAAACAUACAACUUUGAUGAGAAAGAUUUUUGGGUUGAUAUCACCGGUCUUGUUGUUCUUAUCAUAACUUUCCGGUUUUUGGCGUUUCUUGCCCUCUAUUCAAAAACACUCCGCAGAACAUCGAAGUAAAAAUUUUUUAAAAAGUAGAAAAGUUGUUUUUUGUUUUCUUUUUUUACUAAAAUUUAAUUUUAUGUAAUAUUAUGAUGAAAUAUAUGUAAGUGAAUAUAUAUUUAUUAAAAUAUACCUAAAUAAAAAUUUUAUAAAUUUUCUAU
Microplitis demolitor is the source of this 2338-nucleotide messenger RNA. RefSeq names its product protein white. Gene Ontology annotation, cellular component: plasma membrane. Bases 126 to 2195 code for a protein of 689 amino acids. Gene Ontology annotation, molecular function: ATP binding; ATP hydrolysis activity; ABC-type transporter activity. The transcript has 12 exons. Lineage: Eukaryota; Metazoa; Arthropoda; Insecta; Hymenoptera; Braconidae. The record is from RefSeq and is a predicted model, not a curated record. Gene Ontology annotation, biological process: transmembrane transport.